UUUGCAAAUGGUUUAAAUUCGCGUGUGAGCAAAGUCAAACACACUGUUCGAGAUAAGUUGAAGGUGUUGCCAGUUCUCCCAGUUUUUGCAAAGCGGAAAAAGCCAUGAAUCGACAACAAUCCAAGUUGCUCUACCAUCGCCUCAUGCUCCCCGACUGGCUGCGUAAGAAUGCAGAGUGGAACUCUCCUAAGGAAGGGAAUGAGUUGAAUCUCGAUAUUUUACCCGACUCCUCCGACUGGGAGAACAUCUUGCGAGUUCCUCUCAUUCCCAGCGGCGAGCUGAGUAAUGAGGAGGACAUCACUGUAAAGAUGAAGGUGGGCGUCGUUUUGCCCGAGCCUCAGAAGCCCCGGGACCCGAUGUCCUAUAUGAUAUCCGACGGGGACUUUUCUGUUGGAAUUCAGCUCUUGGAUCCCAACCACGAUUACGCCAAAUUUGGUCCCUACCGAGCUGUUGAAGGCGAGUCAGCCAGAGCCAAGUUGCGAAACCCAAAUGUAGAAGUUGCGGCGACUGUUUCUUCCACUUCAAAGAAUAACCCAGAUCAGUUUGAGCUGACGUUCAAGCCCUCCGAGAUGUUUGGAUCUGCCUACUGCGCCAUAGAUGACGGCCACAAGAUUGUCGCUCGUUAUUCUGAUACCUUGAGCCUGAGAAAAGGGCUGACCUUUGAGUUGUAUCGCUAUAAAAGCACUGAAAGGUACACCAUCAAUUACAUCGAAGUCACCAUAUACAAAGACUCCAUGUGAAUAAAGCACUGGAAACAGAAACCACCAAACAAAAGCCGGACUCUUUUAGACUUGUGCUCUUAUGCUUUUGCUGUUUUGCUCUUUGUUUUAGACAGCUCUAGUAUGUAAGUGUUCAGUCCUUUUAUGAAAUAUUAGCGUUUAAUUGUGAGACAUUUUUAUUAUUUCGUGUUUUGUUAUGUUUUUGUUAUGUUUUAAUGCUUAAGGAAGCUUCCCGAUUAAACUU
Molecule: messenger RNA, 963 nt
Organism: Pocillopora verrucosa
Lineage: Eukaryota; Metazoa; Cnidaria; Anthozoa; Scleractinia; Pocilloporidae
Source: RefSeq, a predicted model, not a curated record